Molecule: messenger RNA, 2964 nt
Organism: Periophthalmus magnuspinnatus
Lineage: Eukaryota; Metazoa; Chordata; Actinopteri; Gobiiformes; Gobiidae
Gene: plekha8
Product: pleckstrin homology domain containing, family A (phosphoinositide binding specific) member 8
Exons: 13
Coding region: 136-1791 (551 amino acids)
Biological process (GO): ceramide transport; intermembrane lipid transfer
Cellular component (GO): cytoplasm; membrane; cytosol
Molecular function (GO): ceramide 1-phosphate transfer activity; ceramide 1-phosphate binding
Source: RefSeq, a predicted model, not a curated record
GCCUUGCGUGAACCAAAGCUGUGGACGUUACUCCAGCAAAAAUGCACUAGAGCCCAAUGGAGUCUCUGCAAUCAGCUGUGAAUCAUACCAUAUUAUGAUAAACAAGUGAUGACCGUCGAAAAACAGACUUAAACAAUGGAAGGAAUGCUUUAUAAAUGGACGAAUUACAUAAGUGGUUGGCAGCCCCGCUGGUUUGUGCUUGAAGGAGGAACUCUGUCCUAUUAUGACUCCCAAGAGGAUGCCUGGAAAGGAUGUAAAGGCAGCAUUAAAAUUUCUGUUUGUGAAAUUCAAGUUCAUUCCACAGACUCCACACGGGUUGACCUGACUAUACCAGGAGAGCAGUAUUUUUACUUGCGUGCUCUUAAUGCAGCAGAAAGGCAAAAAUGGCUGGUGGCACUGGGAACAGCAAAAGCUUGCCUUACCGAUAACCGAACAAAGAGGGAAAAAGAGCUGCAGGAGAAUACAGAGGCACUAAAAACUAAGAUGUCAGAACUCCGGUUAUACUGUGACCUGUUACUGCAACAAGUAAACAAAAUCAAGGACAGUGACGAGUUUGGAAAUCCAGCUGAGACUGGCCUGGACACAGGAGACAUGGUUAAAUCUACUUGCACAACAUUUUUGAAGACAUUAGAAGAGUGCAUGCAGAUAGCAAACCGUACUUUCAACACAGAUAUGGCCACACAAAGCCCACCAGGAUCUCCUCCUGUAGCAGCUAUUAAACCACAGAAGAUUAGGCCUAUCAACCAUUUAAAGCAAAACCUUGGAGACAAAUGGAGAGACUUGCCAGAAUCCCCAGGAGGAACAAGCGUGCAUGACAACCAGAGUGUCGACUCGGGACCAGAGGGACUAGAUGAACCUGAAACAGCUGGAAACUCUCCUCCCCCUUCAGACAAUGAGGCAGCUAACAACAACAGCUCAAAUGACAAGGAGCAAGAAGACACUCCUAAGAAUAGCUCAGAGGGCGAGUGCGAUGAUCGGGCAGCUGUGAUCAGUGAGAGUGACGCUGAGUGGAGGAAUGAGCAGAAGCACAAAGAGGACCAGAGCCCGGAGCACGACAACAACAACAGGGUCACCAGCCAUAAACAGGAAGAUGUCACCGACCCAGAAGGAAACCAACUGCAGGAUGCAGAUGAGAGCGAGGACUUGGAGCAGGUGGAGACCUUCUUCAGCACAAUGAGUCACAGAUUUAGUGAUAUAAACCUGGACGACGACAAUGGUAUCCCAACACAAGAGUUUUUGGACUCAUGCUAUGCAAUAGUACCAGUAUUAGACAAAUUGGGAUCUACAGUGUUUGCACCAGUUAAAAUGGACUUUGUAGGAAAUAUUAAGAAGAUACACCAGAAGUUGAUGUCAGACCCAGUCAACUUCCCGACCCUUCAGUCCAUUGUUCUGCACGAGGUGGAGAGGGACGUGGCGCAGGUGCGUAACUCAGCCACAGAGGCGCUGUUGUGGCUGCGGAGAGGACUUAAGUUUCUCAUGGAGUUCCUGUUGGAAGUGAACACAGGGCAGCAGGACAUCCAGAGAGCGCUAAAUAAUGCCUAUGGGAAGACCCUUCGUCGGUACCAUGGAUGGGUUGUGCGAGGGGUUUUUGCGUUGGCCCUGAGAGCUGCCCCAUCGUAUGCAAGUUUCACAGCAGCCUUAGUGAACAGAGAGGGCGAUGAGCUUAAAAGCAGCUUCACCAGCGGAAUGCACAGAGAUUUAGGAGUUUACCUGCCUGCCAUGGAGAAGCAGCUGGUCAUAUUAGAUGCUUUGUAUGAAGAAUACAACCUAGAAUCUGAUGAAGUUGUGUGAAACCAAUAGUCCGGAUUUAGGGAAGAAUUUUAGCAAGAUGUUCAACAACAGCCUGGAAGCAAGUUUAUGUGAUCUUGUGUAUCAAAGCUGGAGGAGAUUCAUAUGUGCAGUAGCACACAGGGGCUUUGCUAAGCAACUGGUGAACAGUCAGGUUUUUAAAAAAAAUCAAGGGCAGUGUCAGAAUGUAUGCAGUGGUUACAUGAUGAUUAUGAUGCAACCUGUGGCAUUCACUGCUGCUGGGUGUGAAGCUCAAUUUACUAAUACUGUAAUACAAUUAUUACAAAGUACUGUACUUUACUGCUUUUGGUGUUUUUUAAUGUUAGGGAUGCACCAAUCCAUCUUUUUCAGUUCAGAUACUAAUCCUAAACAGCAUUGAAUAAAUAAAAGUUCAAACAUUCGUUGGUCCAGAACAUGAGAUGUCCUGGACCAACGGCGACUAAUAAAUAUUUACAUUAAUUUAUAUGUUCUGCGAGGAUAUCAUCUUAGCCAAUGUGUAGAACCUGAUAUCCAAUCCAGCAAAUUUUUCAGUAUUGGACUGGUGCAUCCCUAUUUAAUGUUGCUUUACUGAUAAUAUAAUUGUUAUCAAAGCAACUGUCAAUGGUCUGAGGACAAGCCUGGCAUGUCAAAACAAUUUCUGUAAACAUAGAAUGGGACCAAACAAUUUGGGCUGGACACUCAGGUCCAGACACUGAUGUUACUGAACAUCGCUGCACAAACCUAUGCAGAGUAGGCCUCACAUCGUCUAUUUAUUAUCUGUGUUUACAUUUACAGUGUGCUAACUCAAUGACCGUGUAUGAUUGACCAUUUAUUUAAAUUGUUUCUUGCUUAAGUAAUGUGUGUCUCCAUUGACUUAUGGACUUAAACAGAAGUGAACACUGCAUUUUCCACCCGUGUGUGUUGUGUGGCCUUGGUGUCACUGAGCCAUUCGAACAAACCACAGUUCGUAAAUCUUUUAUAUGAAGAAAAUGUUUAUUUGUAACAUUGUUUUUGCCUUUCCUUUAUGUUGUCAUUUAUUAUUUUACUACAUGCAAUCAGCUGUACGAAACUCGCAACCUGAUUCAAAUCUCUGCAGUUGGGUGAUUAAUUUGUAAAAAUGUAAAAAUGUUUUAUUGUAAUAAUUCAAAGGGUUUCUUUGAAGGUCAGAUCUGAUGUAAUAAAAAUCCAUAAUAUUUU